AGCUGGAGGUGACAGUCUGAGAGGAGGAGCGGCAGGAAGAGCUCUGCGCCGCCGCUGCAGUGAACCAGCGGUCAGCCUGUCACCGCAGUUUGAAGAACCAAACCCGAGUUUCCAGGUUGGACUUUAAAAAAAACAAACUCUAUCCUAUCCCCGAGCUCCCGGUUGGAUCCGCCCGCGGAGGGAGGAGGUGGACGGCUCAGGAACACAGAAACAGUAUCAUGGCUGCCAUGUUUACCGAGCUGCCCUCCUAGACUUCCUUCAUAUCUAGACACACAUAUAUAAUCAUCCCUGGAAUCCACACAAGCACACUCACUUUUGAGUUGUGGUGUGUGUGUGUUUGUGUGUGUAUAUGCGAGGGAUGACAACCUCCCAUCUGAAUGGCCAUGUUGCUGGGGAGGGAGAGGGAGGAGGAGGAGGAGAUGAUGAGCUGAGGGGAGGACAACAGCACAGAGAAAUGGCCAUCGACUGUCCAGGAGAGCUGGGGGGUCGGAUGCUACCGCUCCGACGUUCUGCACAGCUGGAGAGGAUACGACAACAUCAGGAGGACCUUCGGCGUCGUAGAGAGGAGGAGGGUCGGCAGCUUGACCUGAACGCCUCACUCAGGCUCAGGAAGCUCUCCCAGAAUCCCCACAUUGGCAUCGACAACCCCACAUUUCUGGAAGACGCAUACAUACCGCAGCAGACACCGCUCAGCAGCCAGCACGCACAUGCACUGCUGGAGUUGGAGGAGUUGUUGCUGUCACUGAAGCAGGUCCGAGGCUGCCUGUCCGACCAGCAGAGUCAGAAUGACAUAGAGCUGGUACUUGCACUACUAAACAAGUCUGACUUCCAGUCAGCGCUGAAGAUCCACAAUGCUGUGGCCACCAGCAUGCACCGACCCUCUCCUCCAUACCCACACACACACCAGGCACUUCAACUGGCCAUGGAGGUCAGAAAUCUCACCCAGUCAAGUCAGAACAAGGAGGGACUGGAACUCCACAGCCUGCUGUCAGACACACACAUCCAGUCAUUGCUCCUGGCCCAUGACAGCAUAGCAGAGACGGAAAUGCAGCCCGAAGCACUGCCUGCCGAGGGAGAAACACUGACCCAGUGGGGAGGAGAGACUGUCAAGAUCGUUCGCAUAGAGAAGGCCCAAGAUAUACCACUGGGAGCAACUGUGCGUAACGAAAUGGACAGUGUCGUGAUUAGUCGCAUUGUUCGCGGCGGAGCAGCUGAACGGAGUGGACUGUUAUCAGAGGGAGAUGAAAUCUUAGAGAUCAACGGCAUUGAGAUAAGAGGGAAAGAUGUCAACCAAGUCUUUGACAUUCUUGCGGACAUGCAUGGCCUACUGACCUUUGUCCUGAUUCCCAGCAAUCAGAGCAAACCUCCCCCUGUCAAAGAGAGUGUGAUCCAUGUGAAGGCUCAUUUUGACUAUGACCCCUCAGAUGACCCUUAUGUGCCAUGCAGAGAGCUGGGCCUGUCCUUCCAGAAAGGAGACAUUCUCCACAUCAUCAGUCAGUCAGACCCCAACUGGUGGCAGGCCUACAGGGACGGAGAUGAGGAUAACCAGCCGCUAGCUGGACUGGUACCAGGAAAGAGUUUUCAGCAGCAGAGAGAAGCCAUGAAACAAACCAUAGAAGAAGACAAGGAGCCUGAGAAGCCUGGGAAGCUGUGGUGUGCAAAGAAGAACAAGAGGAAGAGAAAGAAGCUGUUGUACAACACUCACAAGAAUGAUGAUUUUGAUAAUGAGGAGAUUCUCACCUAUGAGGAGAUGGCUCUGUACCAUCAGCCAGCCAAUAGGAAGAGGCCUAUUGCACUGAUUGGUCCAACCAGCUGUGGACAGGGAGAACUUCGGCAGAGACUCCUCAACAACCAACCAGAACGUUUUGCUGGAGCUGUACCUCACACCACGAGAAGCCGUAGAGAAGGAGAGCUGAGUGGCCGAGACUACCACUUUGUGUCUCGUCAGACGUUUGAGGCAGAACUGGCAGCUGGGAAGCUGAUCGAAUCUGGUGAGUUUGAGAAGAACUUGUACGGGACCAGUACAGACUCAGUGAGGCAGGUCAUCAACACUGGAAAGAUCUGUGUGCUCUGUCUGCACACACAGGCUCUAAAGGUGCUGAGGAGUUCAGACUUGAAGCCUUACAUCAUCUUUAUAGCUCCACCCUCCCAGGAAAGACUCCGCGCCCUGUUGGCUAAAGACAACAAGAACCCCAAGCCCGAGGAGCUGCGGGACAUCAUCGAGAAAGCGCGGGAGAUGGAGCAGAGCUGUGGUCACCUGUUUGAUGCCGUCAUCGUCAACACAGACCAGGACAAAGCCUACACUGAGCUGCUACGACUCAUCAACAAACUGGACACUGAACCUCAGUGGGUGCCCUGCUCUUGGCUGCGCUGAAAACACACACAUCGUUCACAGAACCCAUUUCUGCACAUUUCUCAAACUGGACCUGGUUUUACACAGUGUGCUGUGUUGACGUUUAUGACAUAACAUUAGGGUUGAUGUAAGCAAAAAGAGGAAUGAGGAGAUUUUGAGAAUAAAGUUGUAAUAUUAGCAG
Messenger RNA from Paralichthys olivaceus (Japanese flounder), 2534 nucleotides. It is a transcript of the gene pals1a, whose product is annotated as protein associated with LIN7 1, MAGUK p55 family member a. Gene Ontology annotation, molecular function: protein binding. The record is from RefSeq and is a predicted model, not a curated record. Gene Ontology annotation, cellular component: plasma membrane; adherens junction. Lineage: Eukaryota; Metazoa; Chordata; Actinopteri; Pleuronectiformes; Paralichthyidae. Gene Ontology annotation, biological process: generation of neurons; protein localization to plasma membrane; establishment or maintenance of epithelial cell apical/basal polarity.